UCUGUUUUUUUUUUUUUGUCUUUUCAGUCUUGUCGCCAGCCGCCCGCGCACAACUCGAGCUGCAGAGUAGGACCCAGGGGGAGCUAGGCUCCUAGCGGAACCUUGGUGGAUAGACCCCUCAUCAGCGGUUGGUCAGUGUGUUCCCUUCCCUGCUCCCUCCACCAUCAAAGAUGAAAAGGCCUUGCUCUUGUUGCUCCUAUUGUCCUGUUGUCCUGUUGGUCAGUUGAAUUGUCCUGUCGAUUUGCCCUGUCGACUUGCUUGCCCAACCUCGCCUUGUCUGUGCCAACCUCCUCCUUUGACCAGCACGCAUUCCUGGCUCGAGCUGAGUCGGGGCAGUUGCAGCCGCUGUCUUCUGCCACAACUCGAUCCAUCCAUCCAUUGCCAGGGUCCAGGGGCCCGAUAUUGCGACUGGGUUCCUAGCCUGCCAUCCUCCAUGUGUUUUUCUGCUCCUUGUCCAACUCCUCCCCGCCUGGGCUAAAUCAUAUUUUCUUUUCCCUGUCCUUUUUCACCUUGGUACCCAAGAGCAAAUUCCUGUCGCCCGAUAUCUGAUCUCUUUUUUUUAUCGUUUGGGAGGAAAACCGCCGGAUUGGCCCGACCUGUCUGCAGUUUCCCAGCCACCCUAGUAAGGGCGCGCACGAGGGCCGCAUCGCAUCUCAUCGCGUACUGGUCGCGGCGAGCACCGUCUGAAGCUCCAAGUGUGAACCCUCGCCAAGCCUGGAGCAGCCACUGAAGCAGCCACACCAUAUAGACGGCACAGUUCAGUGUCGGACUCGAGACCAUGCCGCCGUCGUCGAGAAACCCGACGACCUGGGACGAGUAUGAGCGCGGGGGCUCCCCCAACCGCCAGGGGAGUGUGUCCUCGGUGGGCGCACGAAGCGGCCGAAGCGUCCAGUUCCAGGAGGAACAAGCCCUCCUGGAAGAUUCCGACGCCCCCGGCGAUGAUGGCGAUGGCACCGAGUGGCAGGGCAGGCUCCGCCGUAGAAGGAGCUCCGUAACCAUGCGCCUGGCCUCCAUCGCCGACAUUGGCGGCGUCAACAGCAUGAGGUCCUUCACUAAAAGCUGGCAGCGUGCCGCCGGCUUCGCCGAGGUCAUCCCGCAGCGCCCCUCGUUCGUCUUCGCACCCGAUCAGGCCCCGACACUGGGUCCGGCCAACGAUAUCGAGUAUGGCCGCAGUCAGUCCGAGGCCGGCCUCCUGCGCCCGCCCUCUGGCAAGCCUGGCCCCUCGCUGCUGCGCCAGCAUCUGGACGCUGCCGCCGCCUCGCCUCCGGGACCCGAGGCCGCAGGGCCCGCCGACCAUCAGGGCCCCGCUUCUCCUACCGCUGCCGACCAGCAGCAACAACAGUCCGACGCCGAUUUUAGGGAGCGCGAGCGCAAGGCCCUGGUGGACAACAGCGACCUCCCUCAAAUCUUCCGUGCAGGCGGCAACGCUACGGGCGCCGCCAUGGGCCGAUCCCCAUCCAUCUUUGCAAUCCCGCCGCACCUGGCCACGCCGGCCGUCAGCAGCGGCUCCGACCCAUACGGCGGCAUCUACGGCGGCUCGUAUGGCUCAUACCGCUCCCACCGUAGCAUGAGCUAUGGCACCAUCCGCUCUCGCGACGAGUCGCCCCGUGGUGGCACCGUAUCCGUGGCUCCAGUCGCUGGCGCCCGGGGCUCCAUCUGGGGUCCGCCGGCCGAAGAGGGCCCGGACAGCGAGGUGCAGCCGAUCCUGGUCAAGGAGGUGGAGCAGGACGGCAAGGUCGUCCUCACGGUCGAGGGACAGUCGACGCUGCCCCAGACCAUCUUCAACUCCAUCAACGUGCUGAUCGGGGUCGGACUCCUCUCGCUGCCCAUGGGUAUCAGAUACGCCGGCUGGCUGUGUGGCAUGGGCUUUCUCUUUGCCGCCGCCGCCGUGACGGCUUACACGGCCUCACUGCUCACACGCUGCAUGGACCUGGACCCGAGCCUCAUCACCUUCAGCGACUUGGCCUUCAUUUCCUUCGGUAGCAAGGCCCGUAUCGCCACCAGCAUCCUCUUCACCCUCGAGUUGCUCGCCGCCUGCGUCGCCCUCAUCGUCCUCUUCGCCGACUCGCUGGACCUUCUUUUUCCAGGUUUCCUGUCCGUGACCCAGUGGAAGGUGGCGUGCGCGCUGAUACUGCUGCCGCUGCACUUCAUGCCCCUGAGCCUGCUCUCGUACAGCAGUAUCGUAGGCAUCUUUUCGUGCUUUUGCAUUGUUCUCAUCGUCGUCAUCAACGGCCUCAUCAAGCCCGACAGCCCCGGCUCCCUCAUCCAGCCCGCGGCUACGUACCUGCUCCCCGCCAACUGGCUGACCCUCCCUCUUUCUUUUGGCCUGCUGAUGUCCCCGUGGGGAGGCCACAGCGUCUUUCCCAACAUCUACAGGGAUAUGCGCCACCCUUACAAGUACGGCCAGGCAGUCAAGGUUACCUUCACUUUCACGUACUUCCUUGACGCGGCCACGGCCGUUGCCGGCAUCCUGAUGUUCGGCGACGACGUCAAGGAUGCCAUCACUUCAAACAUCCUAACGACACCGGGAUAUCCUCGCGUCUUGACCUUUUUGAUGUGCGCCUUCAUCGGCAUCAUCCCGCUAACCAAGAUCCCGCUCAACGCUCGCCCAAUCAUCACGACGCUCGAGGUCCUAUUUGGCGUCUACCACCAGCAACAGCCUGUGGACACCUCGGAUGAUCCUGGCCUGGACUGCCCGCCCGAGAUCCAGCAGCAGCCUUCGGCAUCGACUCUCGCCUUCAAGAGGGGCGCCAUCCGCGUUCUUACCAUUUUCAGCUUUCUCAUCAUCUCCAUCUUGUUCCCAGCGUUUGACAGGAUUAUGGCUUUUAUGGGGAGCGCGCUGUGCUUCAGCAUCUGUGUAACCCUACCCAUCGCCUUUUACCUGAAGCUUUUCGGUAACGAAAUCAGCGGCAAAGAGAAGACGGUUGCAUGGGCCAUCAUGCUCACUUCGGCGCUCCUCUCCUUGGUGGGCACUGUCUGGGCAUUUCUGCCCAAGAAACUCAUCUUGGCGCAGUGAGAGAAGGAUGGCCAGGCAAGACGAUCAAAGAGAGGUAAGGAAAAAUAAAACGUAU
Molecule: messenger RNA, 3071 nt
Organism: Gaeumannomyces tritici R3-111a-1
Lineage: Eukaryota; Fungi; Ascomycota; Sordariomycetes; Magnaporthales; Magnaporthaceae
Exons: 6
Coding region: 779-3016 (745 amino acids)
Biological process (GO): amino acid transmembrane transport
Cellular component (GO): vacuolar membrane
Molecular function (GO): amino acid transmembrane transporter activity
Source: RefSeq, a predicted model, not a curated record